Molecule: messenger RNA, 1436 nt
Organism: Exophiala mesophila
Lineage: Eukaryota; Fungi; Ascomycota; Eurotiomycetes; Chaetothyriales; Herpotrichiellaceae
Exons: 1
Coding region: 84-1361 (425 amino acids)
Molecular function (GO): protein binding
Source: RefSeq, a predicted model, not a curated record
ACUACAUCCACAUUCCACAUUCUAGUUCAGGGAACCCGGCAAAUAGACGAAGUCGGGAGAAGGAUCAGAACCCCCCUCCCAAAAUGGGCAAAACACGAACGAAAACGCAUUCCAAGUCCGGCAAGGACAUCCUCCACAGCACAACCUCUCCACUCGUCAAGUCGGCGCGGACCAAGGCCUCAUCACGGUCGAUAGAAGAUCUUUUAACUGAAGCGGCGGCUCUCCUCGAACAAUCACAACCAGAACUCGCACUACCGCUAGCGGAAGAGGCAUUGCGACGACUGGAAGCCGAGUCCGAUCACAACAACGACAUCGACACCCUCCUCCAACUGGCGGCUCAAGGCCAGCCCACCCUCCCCAUCAUCCUCAAUGUCUACGGCGAGAUCCAGCUUUCUCUGGGCAACCUCGAAACAGCACGGCAGUCGUUCCUACGCUCGACUCAGAUUGAUCCAGAUGGCGCGCUGAUCUCGGCAGAGCCAUACCUGUGGUUAGCGCAGCUAUCUGAACCGGGCGGACGUGACAGUAUUGAAUAUUUCGUCAAGGCGACCGAGGUGUUGCGAAAUGAGAUCGAUGUCUUAUCCGACACAAACGAGGGCUCGGCGGCGGGAGGAGCGGUGGCCCUUGCACCUGAAAUCGAAGCUGUGGUUGGGGAGAAACGAGCCAAGCUCGCCGAAGCCCUCUGCGCUAUGGCGGAGGUCUACAUGACGGAUUUGUCGUGGGAAGAGGAUGCAGAAUCACGAUGUGAAGCCUACGUGACCGAAGCUGUGGCCGUGUGUCCCGAACCGCUCAGUGCCGGGGCGUUGCAGACUCUGGCAAGUGUGCGGAUCAGUCAAGAACGGCUAGACGACGCCAGACAGGCCCUGAAGCGCAGUCUGGAGAUUUGGAAGGACAUUCCCGUCGAAGUGGAGUCGGAGAGCAGGCCUGACUUUGCUACCCGCGUCAGUCUGAGUCGGCUGUUGAUGGAGGUUGAGGUGGAGACGGACGCGAUGCGAGUUAUCGAAGAGUUGAUUCGCGAAGACGAUCAAAGUGUUGAGUGUUGGUAUCUGGGCGGCUGGUGUCAGGUUCUCAUGUCCAACAAGGACCAGGAGACUCGCAGUGCCGAGGAGCAGACCAAGCUGUUGGAGCAGGCUAAGUCGUGGCUCGACUCGUGCUUGCGGCUAUAUCGCGUGCAGGAAUACGAGGACGAGAGACUACGCGACCAUGCCAAGGAGCUUGUGCACGACUUGAACACCCGUUUGGGGGUCGAAGACGGUGGUGACGAGGAUGAUGAUGAUGCUGCCUGGGAAGACGAAGAUGAUGAGGGUUCCGACGACGACGAUCUCGAGGUCAGGAGUGAUGAUGGGGAUGUCAAGAUGAGUUGAACCGGCUCGCAGACAUACAUGACACGGAUCAAAAAGUAGGAUACGAGGACAUGACCAUAGAUUGGGUUACAUUGC